AUUCGAGCCGCCGCCAUGGCGUGGCUGGAGAUGUGGCUGCCGCCCGCGGGCGAGGGGGUGUGCGCGGGGCUGUUCCUCGACGGCGCCGACGCGGCGGCGCACGGCGCGCUCCUCGCGGCGAUGCCGGGCUGCUCGGCGUCCUUCGGCGUGCCGCGGCGGCGGCGGCGGCAGCCGGGGUUCCUGUCCAUGACGAUGUCGGUCAAGGGCGGCAGGGGGUUCGUGCCGGGCCAGGUGGGGCUGCUCGCCACCGGGGAGGACAAGGGCGGAGGGGCGGAGGCGGAGGGGCUGGUCGCGGGGAGAGGGGUGGAUGGGUUGAUGGUGGUGGAGACGGAUGGGAAGCUUGCGGAGGAGAAGGAGGCUCACUCUGGAGCCGGCGCCAUGAACACCACUAAGCAUCUCUGGUCUGGGGCCGUCGCUGCCAUGGUCUCAAGAACAGUUGUUGCUCCACUUGAGAGGCUAAAGUUGGAGUACAUAGUUCGUGGUGAGCAGAGGAAUCUAUUUGAGCUUAUCCAAGUGAUUGCAGCAUCAGAAGGGUUGAAAGGAUUUUGGAAAGGGAAUUUUGUCAACAUCCUCCGUACUGCUCCAUUCAAGGCAGUAAACUUCUAUGCAUAUGACACUUACAGAAAGCAACUGCUCAAAUGGUCUGGUAAUGAAGAAACUACAAACUUUGAGAGAUUUAUUGCUGGUGCUUCUGCUGGUGUGACCGCAACAAUAAUGUGCAUACCCAUGGAUACGAUUAGGACAAAGAUGGUAGCUCCGGGCGGUGAAGCUCUAGGUGGGGUUAUUGGUGUUGCCCGCCACAUGAUCCAGACUGAAGGAUUGUUCUCCCUCUACAAGGGUUUAGUGCCAUCUCUUAUCAGCAUGGCACCCUCUGGCGCUGUAUUCUAUGGAGUGUAUGACAUACUGAAGGCGGCUUAUCUGCAUUCCCCUGAAGGAAAGAGGAGGAUAUCGAUGAUGAAACAACAAGGUCAAGAGGCAAAUGCAUUAGAUCAGCUCGAGUUGGGCACUGUUAGGACAUUACUCUAUGGAGCUAUCGCUGGAUGCUGCGCGGAGGCAGCCACAUACCCUUUUGAAGUAGUUAGGAGACAGCUACAGUUGCAAGUCAAAGCAACAAAGAUGAAUGCACUGGCGACAUGCCUAAAAAUUGUUGAUCAAGGUGGAGUACCGGCACUCUACGUUGGCUUGAUCCCCAGCUUGUUACAGGUUCUGCCAUCGGCAUCUAUCAGCUACUUUGUAUACGAGUUAAUGAAGAUAGUCCUGAAAGUGGAAUGAGUGCAGAUGGAUUCUUGUGCCCACAUAGCAAGUUCAGAAGACUCAGCUGACGUUACCUUGAUAAAAGUUGGAAGCAACCAUCGAUUUAUCAGUGCGUUUAGUACCCUUUUUUCUUUCUUUCUGGUAGGCUUACUUCAUGAAAGCUUCAAGAGGCCGUGACUGUGCAUUUAGCUUUGUUUUGGUCAAAAGCAUUAUUCAUUUGAAGCUUUGCACCACAGUUGUGAUCUUGUUACACGAGGUCUUCCACACCUCCAUUGUAUUGCUCAUCUAUAGCAGAUCGAGCUGUGCCUGAGUGAAAACACCUGGGGCUCCUUGCCCUUCAAAUUCCAGUUAACAAGUUUUAUUGUUUGA
Messenger RNA from Lolium rigidum, 1623 nucleotides. RefSeq names its product probable mitochondrial adenine nucleotide transporter BTL3. Gene Ontology annotation, biological process: transmembrane transport. The coding region runs from base 16 to 1272 and encodes 418 amino acids. NCBI's taxonomy places the organism in Eukaryota, Viridiplantae, Streptophyta, Magnoliopsida, Poales, Poaceae. The record is from RefSeq and is a predicted model, not a curated record. The transcript has 4 exons.